Molecule: messenger RNA, 1964 nt
Organism: Osmia bicornis bicornis
Lineage: Eukaryota; Metazoa; Arthropoda; Insecta; Hymenoptera; Megachilidae
Gene: Dnai2
Product: dynein axonemal intermediate chain 2
Exons: 10
Coding region: 18-1763 (581 amino acids)
Biological process (GO): cilium movement; outer dynein arm assembly
Cellular component (GO): outer dynein arm
Molecular function (GO): dynein light chain binding; dynein heavy chain binding
Source: RefSeq, a predicted model, not a curated record
UAUUAAAAUAUAAGAACAUGAAUGUAAAUUAUACUUACACAAAAAAGCGACAGCAGUUUGGAAAACAAUGUAAUUUUUCAAAUUAUCAGAAAAUAGAAGCUGAUAUCAAACCACAUUCAGAGUACAUGAAUAAUUAUAUUCGAGUAGAUCCCUCAACGCAGGGAACUCAAUGUGGCAAGAUAUAUUCUCUUCAUGAGGUAAACACAAACACUGCAAAAUUUAAAUCUAGUGGAAUGUAUCAUUCUGAAGGUGGCUGGCCAAAGGAUUUAAAUGUGAAGGAUACAGAACAGACAGUGAGAUAUAAGCGUAAAAUAGAAAAAGAUGAAUUGUACAUUCACACAAUGCUUCAAUUGUUACCUCCAAUGGAACAAUAUGUAUUACAAAAUAAUGCUUGUAACAUCUAUGAACAGUAUUUUAGUUAUAUGAAACCAACUUCCUUAGUACAAAGAGCAUACUCACGGACAGUUAAUGUAUAUCGUGAUGUGUUACCAAUAAAGAGACGAGUAACACAUCUUUCCUGGUCACCAGAUCAAGGAAAUCGUUUUGCAGCUAGUUACUGUACUGAUGAUUUUAGAAAUGGAGUCAAUGACAAACCUUUAUCAUACAUUUGGGAUGUGGAAAAUCCAAAUACACCUUAUAUAGCACUGAAAUCAUGUUGUCCAAGUUUAACAGUUGAAUACAAUCCCAAAGAUAGCAAUCUAUUGAUCAGCGGAUUAACGACUGGACAAGUAGCUUGUUGGGAUAUCAGGAAAGGAUCAGAACCAGUUGAAACAAGUUUAAUUCAGUCUAGUCACAGAGAUGUGUGUAAUGAAGUCCUAUGGAUAAAUUCUAAAACUAAUACUGAAUUUUUUAGCGCUUCAAAAGAUGGACAGAUAAUGUGGUGGGAUAUAAGAAAAUUACAAGCACCUACAGAAACAUUGGUAAUAGAUUUAUGCAAGCCUGAUAAUCAAAAUGUUGAUAAAGCAAUUGGAAUUUCAGCAUUGCAAUUCGAACCAUCUAUGGGUACACGUUUUAUGUGUGGUCUUGAAAAUGGAAUAGUAAUAUCAGGAAAUCGUAAAGGUAAAACUCCAGCUGAGAAAAUUGCAACUAAAUUCAAAGCACAAUAUGGACCUGUGAUAAGUCUAGAAAGAAAUCCAACUUUUGUUAAAAAUUUUCUGACUGUUGGCGAUUGGACAACGAGAAUAUGGUCUGAAGAUUGCAAGGAAUCUUGUAUUGCUUGGACAUCUGGUCACAGAGAUUUCUUAACAGGUGGAGCAUGGAGUGUAACCCGAUUUUCUGUAUUUUUUUUAAUAAAAAUGGAUGGAACUCUGGAUGUAUGGGAUCUACUGAUUCAACAAGAUUCUCCAAUUCUUAGCAUGAAAGUUUGUGAUGAAGUUUUAACUUACGUAAAACCGCACGAAGAAGGACAAUUAGCUGCAGUUGCUAAUAAAAAAGGAACAGUAUUUUUACUCGAAUUCUCAGAAGCAUUGACAACUAAUCAAAAAAAUGAUAAGCUUCUAUUUACAGCACUUCUCGACAGAGAGACACGCAGGGAAAAAGUAAUAGAAGCUAAGAACAGAGAAUUAAGAUUAAAAAUGAAAUCCCUUCGAAAUACCAAUGUUGAAAUUGAUUCUUCAACAAUAAAUACAAGAACAGAAGAGAAAGUAAGUUCCCAAUGCCUUAAUUCAAAUGUAAAUAAUAUAUUAAAGCAUUGUGAAGAAGACUAUGAAACAGCUAUAAAAGCAGAAAUGUUAAAAGAAGAAACAAAUGAAGUAAUCAGUUAAAAAACUUUUAUAAAUGAUUUGUUUUGUAAUUAUAAUUAUAGUAUCAAAUUAUCACUGAUCAUGACGCCUCUAAAUGGAUUUAUAUUGAUAAAUUAAACAUAAAGCUUUGUCCAAAACUAAUAUUGAACUGUAAAUAAAUAUGUAUAUAUAUAUCUAUAAUGAAGCUAGCCGGAAGAAAUAAUAAAAUAUGAUUAUUUUUAA